Molecule: messenger RNA, 610 nt
Organism: Bombyx mori (domestic silkworm)
Lineage: Eukaryota; Metazoa; Arthropoda; Insecta; Lepidoptera; Bombycidae
Product: microtubule-associated protein 1 light chain 3
Biological process (GO): regulation of transcription by RNA polymerase II
Molecular function (GO): DNA binding, bending; transcription cis-regulatory region binding
Source: RefSeq, marked provisional
CUGCCUAGUUAUGCCGCAUAACGUAAAGAGAAUAUAAAGACAGUUAUUUUAUUGUUUUGACUGGUUUUAUCAAAACUUCUAUGUCUGCACCAAUAUCUAAUUAAAGCUGUGCUUUUUAUGAAUUAUUUUAUAUCGAUUCAGUUUUAUUUUAAUGCUGAACUAUUGGACAUAAGUUUUGGUGUAACUAUCAAUAUGUAAAAUUAGAGACUUAUUAUAAUGUCUACUCCUUGGAAGGAUAUUGCACCCGCUUGUUCAAACCUACCUCUUCAUUGUAAAUUCAUUGCUAAUAAUGGUACCAAACAAUAAGCUUAAGCAUUUGUCGAGGUUACCUCGUGGCUUUAUUUAGGACUUAUGCAUAUUAUAAAACUAUACCACAUAAGUGUCAUUUUAAUCUUGAGACUCGCCUUUCAGGUGAAUUCUAGCAUAGAUUUGUGGCAUUACCAUAAAAAUAAUCUUAAGAAAUUCAUGUGUAUGUUGUAUUUUAGUUAGUUAUAGGUAGGUUGUCGAUGUGAUUUGUCUCUCAAAUUUUACAUUUGUGUUAUAUUGUAAAUGAGAAUUAGCAUUCCUCAUGUCAAUACGGAUUUUACAUGUUCAAUAAAGUAAUUUCUUA